Molecule: messenger RNA, 1634 nt
Organism: Suillus fuscotomentosus
Lineage: Eukaryota; Fungi; Basidiomycota; Agaricomycetes; Boletales; Suillaceae
Product: mitochondrial carrier domain-containing protein
Exons: 3
Coding region: 53-1516 (487 amino acids)
Source: RefSeq, a predicted model, not a curated record
AUGCACCUUUCGUACGGCAAUAUAUAGUAUCCAACACAUUUCAUGACCAUUAAUGAGCUCAAAUCCAUCCCUUCGUGAUCUCUACAACCCUCCCUCAUCCGCAUGGGCAUUCAUUCCUCCUCCAUCUCCCAUGCAGAACGCAAGCGUACCCGCACCCGCUCCUGCAGCGACCAGCUAUCAAUGGACUACUCGUCCUGCGCAUAACUCAAUUUUUGAUUUGUCUCCUUCACUAGACCUCAGCGAACCUUCUAGUCUUGAUGUGUCCCUGCUACUGCGUUCUCUAUUUGCGUCAGCAUUGCUUCAGUAUACGAGUACAGCACUUGUGAUGCCACUGGAAGUAGGAAAGCUACUUCUUCAAAUUCAGUGGAUUCCCAAGGACGCUCCAGCACCAUCUAGCCAUAUAUACGAGGAGGAAGAAGAGGAAGAAACGCUUAGCGACUCUACAAACGAGGACGAGUCCUACUUCGCGGACCCCGCCGCUUCGCACACAAAGUACCCCGCACCAAAGCCCGUUGACGAUCAGGGCUAUGUAAUCAGGACAUCUGUGCUGGAAGACGGAACGCGCCCCGAAUAUAUCAUUCCUGUGGGCAGUAUGAAUGGCACUUGGGAUAUGGUAAAACGUGUCGCCACCUUCCGUGGAGAAGGCUGGCUUUCACUAUGGAAAGGGCUACUCACAUCUUGCAUUCACGACGUGCUUUUUAGUAAUGUGCAACCACUCGUCGACAAUAUUAUACAUUCUAUGUUCUUGUCGUCAGCCGCUGGGCUAUAUCGCCCACCACUUCUUUUGCCGGUAGCAUCGCAUGUUAUCACUGGCUUUCUGCUGUCGCCUUUGGAUCUCGUUCGGACACGCUUAGUUGCCCAAUCGGCGAUGCAACGCUACCGGACGUACACUGGGCCAUUUGAUGCAUUAAGGCAGAUAAUAGCCCAAGAGGGAGGUAUCAGAAGCAUCUAUUUUCAUCCCCAACUCCUUAUCCCUACCAUUCUGGACAAUGGCCUUCGUCCUCUAUUGCACAUCCUCAUGCCUACGCUGAUCGCUCCUCGACUGGGUUUUGGUCCACACGUCGCUCCAGACACCAGCCCCAUUGCAUGGGCUUUCGCUCAAGUGUUAGGAUCUAUGGCAAGCCUUCUCAUCACGUUACCUAUCGAGACUGUGCGCAGAAGGUUACAAGUACAAACACGGGGUACGGCGAAGGCGCUGCGUACGUGCGCCGAGACGCGUCCUGUACCAUACAAUGGUGUCGUAGACGCGCUGUGGCACAUUGUGACUGAGGAGAGGUCAGACCUUCCUAUCAAGCGAAAAUCAAAACCGAGAAAACAGCAGGCGGAGCACGCGGAAGAAAAUGAUUCUAACGACCUGCUUGCGGAGAAGCAAGACGAAUCCAGAUGGCUCAGAAACACGGGUAUCGGGCAACUAUAUCGGGGAAUGAGAAUGCGUGUUGGUGUUAGCGUUAUCGUAUUACUCUUGACUACCUUCGGAGGUCAACAAGAGGUAGACGGGGGUUGGGCAGAACUUUAGGCAGAUUUUACUCUACAUGAUUCUCUCGUUCCUCAGUAGCAAUUAUAACUCUCCUCAGCGCGUAGCUCUCUGUAAUUAAAUCAUUAGUUCUAAGGUCAACAAAUUAGGUAUUCACUUU